This is a messenger RNA of Schistocerca piceifrons (Central American locust), 978 nucleotides long. Its product is annotated as receptor-interacting serine/threonine-protein kinase 4-like. The transcript is spliced from 2 exons. Gene Ontology annotation, molecular function: protein binding. The record is from RefSeq and is a predicted model, not a curated record. The coding region runs from base 1 to 978 and encodes 325 amino acids. Lineage: Eukaryota; Metazoa; Arthropoda; Insecta; Orthoptera; Acrididae. Gene Ontology annotation, cellular component: membrane; cytoplasm. Gene Ontology annotation, biological process: sensory perception of taste.
AUGGGAAAUGUUAACAUAGCAAAGCUGCUGAUCCAGAGCCAGGCCGCGAUUAAUGCAAAGAAUCUGGAAGGCUUCACUCCAUUGCACGUGUCUAUACAGAACAGACAAGCCGCAGUAAGUCAGUUUUUAAUAAAUAGUGGAGCAGAUGUGAAUGUGACAGAUGAAGAGGGAUGGACCCCUUUGCAUAAUGCAGCGCACAGUGGAUACCCAGCGGAAACCGCUAGACUUUUGAUUGCGAAAGGUGCUAGCGUGAAUGCGCGGGAAAAGAUUGGACGAACACCCCUGCACCUUGCUGCAGCGAUUGAUUUCACCGAUGUAGUGAACAUUCUGGUCACAAACAAAGCUGAUGUUAAUGCGACUGACGACAGGAUGUGGACGCCAUUGCAUAGCGCAGCUUACGACGGGCAUUUGGAUACUACAAAAAUUCUAAUAACUGUCAGCGAUGCUAAAAUUGAUGCGAGGACUGAAAAGCAGACUACACCACUGCAUUUUGCAGCAGACUACUGGCAUGUCGAAGUAGUUAAAUACCUUUUGGCAAAAGGAGCCGAAGUUAAUGCUCGCGAUCACACAGACUGGACGGCACUUCACUUUGCAGCAGAUGAGGGUUCCAUCCUAGUACCUCUAGGGGCUUCGGGACACUCGGGUGCAGAAGCGCAGCACUCAAAAAUGAGUACUGUGCGAGCUCUCAUCGAAAACGGAGCUGAUAUAAAUGCAAAGGGAAGCAACGAUGAAACAGCUCUGCACGUAGCCGUUAAGUAUGGCGAUUUAGCAACCCCUAGAUACCUGUUGGAGAACGGUGGCGGCCACGAAGAAAUCUCCCAGCAGCUACGCCAGGUGUCGCAGCAGGUGCGUCACAGCCCCGUCAAGUUCAGCGCGUGUUCCCUGUUCAGCGUGGACGGCACGCUGCUGACGGGAUACGUGGCCGCAGUCGUCACAUACGCCAUCAUACUCACACAGUUCAACACAGGAAGCUGUUAA